AUGAAGACCACUCAGAUUAUGAUGUUGGCAGUCGCUGCCCUAGGUUUCAGCUCCGAAGUUUUCGCUCAGGGCAACAAAUUCGGUGGCAAUGGAGGAAACAAGGGUGGCAACACUGGCGGCAACACUGGUGGAAAUACUGGUGGUAACACUGGUGGUAACAACGGCGGCAAUACCGGUGGCAACAAUGGAGGAAACACCGGUGGCAACAACGGCGGCAACAACGGCGGUAACAAUGGGGGAAACAAUGGAGGGAACACUGGAGGUAACAACCUCGCAUUGAACCCCAACAACGUUCAGACUGGCAGUCAGUUCGUGGGAAACCUCAGCGAAGCUGGUACUGCACCAUCGAAAACUGACCAAGCCAACUUCAUCAACGUCUGUACUGGCAAGACAUUAACCAACGGCAAACAAGUGACUGGUGGAUCCUGUAACGGUGUCACCAUGGGUGAUAUCCCCUCAAACCAGAACAUGAUCUCGGCUAUUGUCCAAUUCCCCGGUCCUGGACAGGACCUUCAAGCCAACUCGCCAUUCACAGUCAAAGUGCAACUUCAAAACUUGGUGGCUGGAUCUUUCACCGAUGCUCAGGGCACAUACUACUCUGCUCCUCAGGCUCUACAGGGAGGCAAUGUUGUCGGCCACUGUCACGUCACCAUUCAGGAUCUCGGUGGUUCCCUGUCUCCUCAGCAACCGCCCGACCCGAAGACGUUCAACUUCUUCAAGGGCAUCAAUGAUAACGGCAACGGUCAAGGUUUGCUCUCUGCUGCUGUCGCUUCUGGCCUGCCUGCAGGUUUCUAUCGUGUUUGCACAAUGAACAGUGCCUCCAACCACCAGCCUGUGCUGAUGCCUGUUGCUCAACGUGGUGCUCAAGAUGAUUGCCAGAAGUUCACUGUCGGCCAAGGCAACGGCGGCAACAACGGUAACAAUGGCAACAACGGAGGCAACAACGGUGGUAACACUGGCAAUGCCGGCAAUAACAGCGGUAACGCUGGUGGAAACACUGGCAACAACGGCGGCAACGCUGGAGGCAACGGUGGUAACGCUGGCAAUGGUGGUAACACUGGUGGCAACAACGGAACAUCUGGACAAGGAGCCAACGCCGGUGGCAACAAUGGUGGCAACACCGGAGGCAACACUGGAGGCAACGGAGGUGGUAACGGCUUCAGAGGUGGCCGUGGCCGUGGCCGAUUCGGACGAGGAAGAUUCGCAGCACGAGACUUUAUCCAAUAG
This is a messenger RNA of Exophiala oligosperma, 1227 nucleotides long. RefSeq lists its product as uncharacterized. The record is from RefSeq and is a predicted model, not a curated record. The coding region runs from base 1 to 1227 and encodes 408 amino acids. The transcript is spliced from 4 exons. Lineage: Eukaryota; Fungi; Ascomycota; Eurotiomycetes; Chaetothyriales; Herpotrichiellaceae.